This is a messenger RNA of Rhipicephalus sanguineus (brown dog tick), 1178 nucleotides long. Its product is annotated as E3 ubiquitin-protein ligase Siah1. The coding region runs from base 216 to 1070 and encodes 284 amino acids. Gene Ontology annotation, molecular function: ubiquitin conjugating enzyme binding; zinc ion binding; ubiquitin protein ligase activity. The transcript has a single exon. Gene Ontology annotation, biological process: multicellular organism development; proteasome-mediated ubiquitin-dependent protein catabolic process. The record is from RefSeq and is a predicted model, not a curated record. Lineage: Eukaryota; Metazoa; Arthropoda; Arachnida; Ixodida; Ixodidae. Gene Ontology annotation, cellular component: cytoplasm.
CACUGCACAGCAAGCAGCCGACAGUGAAGUACAGUGAACUGUACGUGACAACAGCCGACGUCUGAGAGGCCGCGAUGCGGCAGAAGCCGAAGAAGGACGUUGUCCUCAAGCGGAAGAAGACGCGUUAGCUGUGCGUCCACUUGCUGAGGAAGUGGUGGUGUCCUGCGACCAGUGGUCAGGACCGCGAGUCGGCGAGCGGCAAGGGAAGAGACGGCAUGUCCGAGGCCGGUAGCGGCUACCCUGUCCGAGAGGCUCAGGGUGCGGCGGGGCCACUUCCUAGGGCUAGCGCGUUGCCUGGGCCCGCGUACGUUUCUGCAGUGGCGUUGGCUCGCCUGUUAAAGUGCUUAGUCUGCCACGACUACGUUCUGCCGCCCUUCGUGCAAUGCCCGAACGGCCACCUGAUGUGCUCAGCGUGCCGACAGAAGAACACCCGCUGCGUAGCCUGCCAAAGCCCGAUCGGCAGCAUCCGCAACCUGGCCAUGGAGCUAGUGGUCAGCAUGGCGCUCUUCCCGUGCAAAUACUCGCUCGAGGGGUGCCCAGCACUGCUGUCCUACUCAGACUUGCCCGAACACGAUGAGGACUGCCAGUUCACGCCGUGCCAGUGCCCAUGUCUGGGAGGGUGGUGCAUGUGGCGUGGCCCUCUUGUGAAUGUAAUGACCCACCUAGGCCACAUGCACGAGGGCAUCGGGAGGCACGAGGAAGAGUCAAUAGUUUUCCAAGCGACGGGAAUCAACAGGCCCGGCACGGUCGACUGGGCGAUGAUACAGACGUGCUUCGGCCACCACUUCUUUGUGGCGCUAGAGAAGGAGGAAAAGCCUGACGGCCGCCAGCAGUUCUCUGGCAGAGUGCAGCUCAUCGGGUCGCGAAGGCAGGCCGACAAGUUCACCUACCGGCUCGAGCUCCACGCUCACGCGCGCCGGCUCGCCUGGGAGGCCACACCGCGCAGCAUCUGCGAGGGCGUCGAGGGGGCCACCAUGAGCAUCGACUGCCUAGUCUUCGAUGGCAGCACCGCCCAGCGGUUCGCCGACCACGCGGACCUCAACAUCAACGUCACCAUCUGGCGGUCCUGAUUCCGCGUAACAUGCCGCGGGUGUGUUUCUGUGUGAACAAGCGUGGCACUCGUCGCGUUUUGUUAGCGGCUCCCUCGAAGGAACGUUGCGACCAGCGCUUCGACAUCG